Molecule: messenger RNA, 1378 nt
Organism: Suillus plorans
Lineage: Eukaryota; Fungi; Basidiomycota; Agaricomycetes; Boletales; Suillaceae
Exons: 13
Coding region: 473-1345 (290 amino acids)
Source: RefSeq, a predicted model, not a curated record
UGUUUUCCUUCACACAGUUGCCAGUACUAUCUAAGGAACUGCUCGCUUCAAGUAGCAGACACGAUAUGAUAUUCCAAUAGCUGCAACACUUAUGCUGUUCAUGCAAGCGUAACUACAUCUUCAAAUGACUUCCGUCAUUCGGCUCAAACGGAACUCGUUGCCUCAUGUUGUCGCUGUGCACGGAUUGCCAGCAACGCAGCUGAUGCUCUAAGAUGCGGCGUUAUGAUUGGUCACAAAGAAGAAGUGUCCGAUGAUUCGAUAACGUGGGUCUGAAAUCUUUUCCCGUAUCACGCUCGCUUCUUAAUUGCAGCCGGGUCAUAAGAUUCCCUCCAACUUAUCAUCUCUCUUCAUUGUUCACCCAACUUGCGAUCAUAUCGCCCACCAAAUGCUGAAGGACCUGGCGAAUUGAAAAAGACACGCCCACUCAGUGGCCCAAGCUAAUCCACGCAACAUUGAACAUACAUCAUCUACUAUGGUUUUACUUCACACACAGCAGACGAUCAAGUACUUUCGAGUUGCACCGGCUGCUGUUUGGGCAUUCGAUUACUGUUUGACAUUCGAACAUGAAGUUCGUCUGUUUAGCACCAUGGGCCGUUUGAACAUCGCGUCUGUCAUGUUUGUCAUAACAAGAUAUGUUCCCAUAGUAUGGAUUAUCAGUGAAAUAUACGUCACUGUAGGGCCACAAUCAGUGGAAGCGUGCAUGACAACAUAUCGGACGGCUGGCGGUUCCCUGGUUCUUAUCAUGUUAUCUACCGAAGGUCUGCUUCUCAUGCGUACACUUGCCUUGUGGCAUAAUAACGAGAAAAUCAAACGAUUUCUGUUGGCAAGCUACUUGGUUGUUGCUACCUCAAUGCUCACUUGUGACAUCCUGGCGGUGUCUCCGAAACUCGAAAGUGUAUGUGCACCCACAGCAAGUAAGAGCUCCGUAGAGGAGGCUACGAGAGUGGAACACCUGAUUAUGGGCAUGUUCGUUAGCGCGGCGUUGUUUGAACUCACGGUAGUUUUUGCCACAAUGUAUCACUCUUUAACAUCUCGCUCUGUUGGCAUACGUACCGUCAAUGGAUUGGUGUCCAACUUGUGGAAGGGAAGUUUGCUAUAUGCAUUAUCGCUUCUUACGAUCUCUAUUGCGAACGCUGUUUCUUUUUCUUUACCGGUCUCAAGCGGGCAGAACGGUAUCAUUGAUGUGUUUCAAGGUGUCCUGCAUGGCGUUAUGGCUUCACGUAUUCUUUUUGAUUUGCGCAAUGCAGACCGGCGUGAAGAAGAUAGUUAUCGACUCGCCUCAUAUGUGCCCCCUUCUAAUUUACAGUUUGCAUCGUACAACAUACCCAUGACUCCCUUACUAUGACGAAAACAAUAUAUGAAUUACAUGUCCCCAUGA